This is a messenger RNA of Cladophialophora bantiana CBS 173.52, 1821 nucleotides long. RefSeq lists its product as uncharacterized. Gene Ontology annotation, molecular function: lipid binding. Lineage: Eukaryota; Fungi; Ascomycota; Eurotiomycetes; Chaetothyriales; Herpotrichiellaceae. Gene Ontology annotation, biological process: phospholipid transport; mitochondrion organization. Bases 1 to 1821 code for a protein of 606 amino acids. Gene Ontology annotation, cellular component: ERMES complex. The record is from RefSeq and is a predicted model, not a curated record. The transcript has a single exon.
AUGGCCUUCAACUUCAACUGGUCUCCACUGUCUACCGACGCCGGUUUCCUGCCGCGCGCACAAGAACUCCUCACCAAUGCCCUCAAUCGAGCCGACCCUAAGCCUGCGAUCAUUGUCGACGACAUCAUUGUCAAUGAACUCAAUCUAGGAGAUGUUCCCCCCGAACUGGAGAUCUUGGAGAUUGGGGAUCUGGCCGAGGAUAGGUUUCGCGGCACGUUUAAGAUGAUGUAUAAUGGGAAUGCGUAUCUCACCCUGAAGACAAAAGUACAAGCAAACCCAUUGAACACAUACCUGCGCACUCGCUCGGCAUUUGCCACACCACGACCUCUGGCUGCCGACACUGGCCUGACUAUACCACUACAAAUCACUUUGUCCGAGUUUCGCCUGUCCGGAUUCAUCAUUCUUGUCUUCUCACGACAAAAGGGAUUGACGCUCGUCUUUCGAAAUGACCCUCUGGAGUCUUUACGCGUAUCGUCGACCUUCGACUCCAUACCUUUCGUUGCAAACUUCCUGCAAAAAGAAAUUGAAACUCAGCUGCGAGGUCUUUUGAUGGACGAGUUACCUGCCAUCAUCCACCGACUUUCCCUGCAGUUGCUAGUGCCAGAGGAUAAAGCGCGCGAAGAGCGUCAGCUUGGGGCCACACAGAUAUCAAAGGAUGAAGUUGUCAUUGAUCCGUUGGCGAGUCCACCACAGGACCCAGUCGACUCUACCGGGGCUGUAUUGACCCCGGCAGAAGUCGCAUCUUUAUCUUUGGAUUCGUCGGUCGAAACUCAGUCAUUGUUUUCGCGAAAGAACCUGUUACGAUUAGCUACCUUGACCGAUUCACAUCGCACAUUGUCUUUGUUCACUCCAUCCAUUCGAGAUGCCGUCUUUCGAGCCUGGACUGGUCCAUUGGAACGAGGGGAGAUGACGGGGCUUUUGACCAGGACGACGACCCCGACCCUGUCUCGAAGCCACUCGUAUGCUGGAAGUCUUAGUACGUCGACGGCAUACACGCUUGAUAGCGGCUGGUCUCGCCCUCCCUUAUCGAGCUUUGCAUUUUCGAGUUAUGGUUUGAGCAUGGGAGGUGGAAGACACGGCCAAGGCCACCGAGCACGCAAGAGGAAGAAGCGUGUGGUUGACCUGCGGCCUCACCCAGAAACUGGGGAACCUGAAAUGGUCGUCGAAGAGGGUUCAACAGCUGAUUCUGCCAGUGUGUCGGAAAGCACAUCGACUGCACCCUCGGUCUUCUCAGCACCUGCCGCCACCAUGUCUUCUGAUCCAACUCAAGGUCUCAAUCCUGUCACCCCGCCCAGAAGCCCGGUUGCCAUCAAACGAACAGGAACGUUUGGACCGGUCCUUCCGGGAGGGAUGCGUAGUGUCAGUGAAGGCACGCCCGCACCUGACCCGACUAUUCAGGUUGAGGGACUACCGUCGGACAUUCACCAAACUCCGCGAGCCAAAGAUCCCGACGCCACAAUUCGGAUUCGAACUCAAAGAAUACUUCCCGCAUCUUUCGACGAUGACGAGACACCUCGAGCUUCGAUGUAUGUACUAGAUCAGAAAGAGCCGCCUGUCCUUCAACAGGCGACCGAGCCUAAGGCUGUCGCCAGGGAGAAACCCGAGCUCCACUCCACGCCAGGCCCGUCGCGGCCAGCCCUCUCGAAUUUUCUUCAUUUUGUCGCCGACCAGUCUAACGCAGGCAGCAUUGCGGAGCGUGCCUGGAUGAUGAAAAUGGCGACUGAAAUGGCGCAGCGAUAUGAAGAGGAAAGACUUAAAGGCAGCUUUGGACCGGUGGCUCGUGAGGAAGAAGCAAACCCUCCUCCAGCGUAUGCGCGAUGA